AUGGUUGAUACAAGACGUACGAAGAGUAACGCCACCACGACGGGCCCAUCUCAUGGUUUCGUGGUGGAAACCUCAAUGCAACAGCACGAAAUCAUGCCUGCCAACGCCCUGCAGCCGUCUUCUAGUGCUUUGCAGCCGCCUUCAGCUGCUGGAAUUGCAGAACAGCCGCCACAUGACCCUGGGACCUCCACAGCCUUGCAGUCGCCAGCACCGAUUACCGGAGCUGCUCUGCCUCGCUGUCCUACCGUCGGAGCACAGCAGCAGCCACACCACUUAACUACUGGACUUGCUGCACAGCCCCAUGGCUACUCUGACAUCGUCCCAGUCUUGGAGCAGAUCCAUUCUCUCCCUCCUCUGCAAUCACACUUGACAUAUGCACCUGUGUACACGUCUAAUGGAGCCCUAGCCCACAUGCCGUUGGGCCCGAUGCACACCACUCUACUUGACCCGGGCAGUUAG
Messenger RNA from Prunus armeniaca (apricot), 459 nucleotides. The record is from the annotation of a GenBank genome assembly. Lineage: Eukaryota; Viridiplantae; Streptophyta; Magnoliopsida; Rosales; Rosaceae.